UUAUUCCGUUACAAAGUAAUCUCAACAAGCAGCCUUCCGUUUCCGGCGGGCUCGUUGCCGUGGUAACCAGCACGCACCACCGCGGCGGCGGUUAUGGCCGGGCUCAGCGGCGCGCACAUCCCCGAUGGGGAGUUCACCGCGGUCGUGUACCGCCUCAUCCGCGACUCCCGCUACGCCGAGGCCGUGCAGCUGCUGGGCGGCGAGCUCCAGCGGAGCCCGAGGAGCCGCGCCGGCCUGUCGCUGCUGGGCUACUGCUACUACCGCCUGCAGGAGUUCGCGCUGGCCGCCGAGUGCUAUGAGCAGCUGGGCCAGCUGCACCCCGAGCUGGAGCAGUACCGCCUGUACCAGGCCCAGGCCCUGUACAAGGCGUGCCUCUACCCAGAGGCCACGCGGGUGGCCUUCCUCCUGCUGGACAACCCCGCCUACCACGGCCGGGUCCUCCGCCUGCAGGCCGCCAUCAAGUACAGUGAGGGCGACCUGCCCGGGGCCGAGAGCCUGGUGGAGCAGCUGCUGAGUGGGGAAGGGGGCGACGACAGUGGGGGCGAGAACGAACUGGACGGCCAGGUCAACCUGGGUUGUUUGCUCUACAAGGAGGGACAGUACGAAGCCGCGUGCGCCAAGUUCCUCGCGGCCCUGCAGGCUUCGGGCUACCGGCCUGACCUCUCCUACAACCUGGCUUUGGCCUAUUACAGCAGCCGGCACUACGCCUCGGCUCUAAAGCAUAUCGCCGACAUUAUUGAACACGGUAUCCGCCAGCACCCAGAGUUAGGCGUGGGCAUGACCACGGAGGGCAUCGAUGUGCGAAGUGUUGGCAACACCUUAGUCCUUCACCAGACUGCCCUGGUGGAAGCCUUCAACCUCAAGGCCGCCAUCGAGUACCAACUGCGAAACUACGAGGUGGCCCAGGAAACCCUCACGGACAUGCCACCUAGGGCAGAAGAAGAGUUAGACCCCGUGACCCUGCACAACCAGGCGCUCAUGAACAUGGAUGCCAGGCCUACCGAGGGGUUUGAAAAGCUGCAGUUUUUGCUCCAGCAGAACCCCUUCCCUCCGGAGACCUUUGGCAACCUGCUGCUGCUCUACUGUAAGUACGAGUAUUUUGACCUGGCAGCCGAUGUCCUGGCGGAGAAUGCCCAUUUGACCUACAGGCUGCUCACACCCUAUCUCUAUGACUUCCUGGACGCCAUGAUCACUUGCCAGACAGCCCCAGAAGAGGCUUUCAUUAAGCUGGACGGGCUGGCAGGGAUGCUGACUGAACAGCUCCGGAGACUCACCAAACAAGUACAGGAAGCAAGACACAAUAGAGAUGAUGAAGCUGUCAAAAAGGCAGUGAAUGAGUACGAUGACACUCUGGAGAAGUACAUUCCGGUGUUGAUGGCCCAGGCAAAGAUCUACUGGAACCUUGAGAAUUAUGCAAUGGUGGAAAAGAUCUUCCGCAAGUCUGUGGAAUUCUGUAACGACCAUGAUGUGUGGAAGCUGAACGUGGCUCAUGUCCUGUUCAUGCAGGAAAACAAAUACAAAGAAGCUAUCGGUUUCUAUGAACCCAUCGUCAAGAAGCACUAUGACAACAUCCUGAAUGUCAGUGCUAUUGUGCUGGCUAACCUGUGUGUUUCAUACAUUAUGACAAGUCAGAAUGAAGAAGCCGAGGAGUUGAUGAGGAAGAUCGAGAAGGAGGAAGAGCAGCUGUCCUAUGAUGACCCAGAUAAGAAAAUCUACCACCUCUGCAUUGUGAAUUUGGUGAUAGGGACGCUCUACUGUGCCAAAGGAAAUUACGACUUUGGUAUUUCUCGGGUUAUCAAAAGCCUGGAACCUUAUCAUAAGAAACUGGGAACUGAUACCUGGUAUUAUGCUAAAAGAUGCUUCCUCUCCUUGUUAGAAAACAUGUCAAAACACAUGAUUGUGCUUCGUGACAGUGUUAUUCAAGAAUGUGUCCAGUUUCUGGAACACUGUGAACUUUAUGGCAGGAACAUACCCGCCGUUAUUGAACAACCCCUGGAAGAAGAAAGAAUGCAUAGUGGAAAGAAUACAGUCACAUAUGAAUCCAGACAGUUAAAAGCUUUGAUUUAUGAGAUUAUAGGAUGGAAUAUGUAGUAAUGUCUGAUAAUGUCAUUUAUCAAAAUGGCUCUUUUACUUACAUUUGGUCCUCUAUUUUGUUUGUAUUCAUACUUUGACAUCUUUACAUUUGUUACAUAUUGAGCCUUGUACAGUUUAUAAUUGAAAUAGUUUAGAUGUAACUCUUGAGAAACCUCACAAAAAGAUACAUAAUAAAAGAACUUGUACCCUAGAAGGAUUUAUGAAAAAGUUCAAAAGUGAAAGAGGAAGUUGUGUCAAUAUUCUUAAUGCCCAUGUUCUCAUUUGUAUUUCAUUCUUUGCUUUAUCCUGAGGAAACCCUCCAUCAUAAGAUUACAUCUUGCAGAGAGCAGGCACUAUCAACUAUAUGGGAAAUCUGGACAUUAAUAAUUAUUGAUUGCAAAAAGUUCAUGUUCUACAACAAUUUACCCUUAUAGUUACAUUAAUUUGUAAUGCAGACAUUUUGGAAAGAUUAUAGCGUUUGUGCUGAGUGUUGCAGUAUGGUUGUAAUGCUUGAGCAAAAACUCCUUGUGUUCUAGAUAUUGUUGCUGUAUUUAAUUUGCAAGAUUCAUGGGAAAUCUUGUGCCAUAACAAAAUUAGGAUGCUAUGGUGUGGAUACAAUAAACUAUUGACAAAUUUU
This is a messenger RNA of Neogale vison (American mink), 2710 nucleotides long. Its product is annotated as tetratricopeptide repeat protein 30A. Gene Ontology annotation, biological process: intraciliary transport. Gene Ontology annotation, molecular function: protein binding; intraciliary transport particle B binding. The transcript has a single exon. Bases 94 to 2091 code for a protein of 665 amino acids. The record is from RefSeq and is a predicted model, not a curated record. NCBI's taxonomy places the organism in Eukaryota, Metazoa, Chordata, Mammalia, Carnivora, Mustelidae. Gene Ontology annotation, cellular component: axonemal microtubule; intraciliary transport particle B.